GCAGAGUCUCCCUCGGCUUAGAGGUCCACCAGCAGUCAGCUUGCAGCUUAGCUGUCUGCUGCUGUUCGGCGGUCAGCCAGGGAUGACGAUGCAGAGUCUCCCUCGGCUUAGAGGUCCACCAGCAGUCAGUUUGCAGCUUAGCUGUCUACUGCUGUUCGGCGGUCAGCCAGGGAUGCAGAGAGGCUCCCUCGGCUUAGAGGUCCGCCAGCAGUCAGUUUGCAGCUUAGCUGUCUACUGCUGUUCGGCGGUCGCCAGGGAUGCAGAGUCUCCCUCGGACAUGUUCGCCAGCUGUCAGCUCCAGCCUCGGCUGUUGCUGCAGUUGGGCGUCCCACGCCGAGCCGUGCGACCGCGCGAGCCCCACCAGGCUUCGCGCGGCGUCUCUGCUCGGGGCCGGCAUUCUGAUUGGCGUCUCUCCUUCUGCGAUUCUCAUCGAUCUGAACGGACGGACCCGAGCUGUCUGCUGCUUUUGCAGGCUGCUGCGCACGAUCAACAGCGCAAGUCGCUCGUCGCUCGAACGGCUGGCUGCCGUUCUGCCUGAGCGGCCGCAGCGCGGCAAGACACAGUGCGCGCAAGCUAGGGCCACGCUGAACUUCCUGCCUUCCGCAACAGGUACAUAUGCUCAUCGUCAAGCACGGCGCACGCCAAGAUGUUCUCGACAGAUGCAGUGUGAGUCCGGUGCUGCUUCAGAACGCGCUUGGCCGCCAUCCCCAACCAAAGGUCGCGUAUGAGACGCCGAGGUGAUCGUACGUGACGAGACUGCGGGCGAGGAUUCUCUUGGUGGUAUGAGUGAUGCUUCGGGGCGCCUGUGGCGCUAUCCCCUCCCUAAGGUGCUAUAUGCUGCCU
This is a messenger RNA of Tilletiopsis washingtonensis, 843 nucleotides long. RefSeq lists its product as hypothetical. NCBI's taxonomy places the organism in Eukaryota, Fungi, Basidiomycota, Exobasidiomycetes, Entylomatales. The coding region runs from base 258 to 728 and encodes 156 amino acids. The transcript has 2 exons. The record is from RefSeq and is a predicted model, not a curated record.